CCAAACAACGAAGAUUCAUUUAUAGCAUUUGGAAAUACUUUUUGAGAAAAAAUUUUAAACACCUUUUAUUAUGUUAGUAGGUAAUUGUGUCUAUUUUUGUCACAUAUGUUUUUCUGGAGAGGUAGUUAACUGAUAUUUCGGCGUGCGGAAACAAACUUGAUCAAAAAUAUACGAAAUCAUUCAGAGUUUUUUGCUUCAAGUAUUGAUGUGAUCUCCAAGCAACAAAAUGUUAAAAGUGAAAGAAAUAAGUUUUAAAAUGUUGAAAAUAUGGCUAUUUGCGACAAUAGUGCUUGACUUAGCGCCAACUCAAGGCGAAAGUUAUCCAAACCAGCCAAUAAGCCAAUACGGGAUGGGGACGGCCAAUUCAAAUCCCCCUUACGUCGCACCGCCUGUUAUACCUCCAAUCUUCGCAGCUGAUCCAAAACUGCCAGCAACAGGAAACUAUUUACGACCAAACUUGAGGCCUGAAGUUCCAGUACCGGGAAAUUAUCUGAAACCAAAUUCCCGACCAAGUCAAACUCCGGGAAGUACGAACCUCCGCGACAUGAGUCCUCAGGAAUUGUUGCAACUGACGAGACCUGCGCCUCCAGCUGGGGCGCUUGGCUCAAAUGUUCCUCCUGUGAGGGCAAGCGAAGUCUCUUCAACCGCCACAAAUUUCCCAACUUCAUUAAUGCCCAGACCCGGUGCCUGCCCUCUCAGGCAAUGUAAUUCCCUGUCGUCAAGUCAACCACGCCAGUGGUGCCGGUCUGACUUCGAAUGCUCGCUGAACGAAAAGUGUUGUCAGGAUCCGUGCUGGACGAACAUCUUCUCCUGUGCUCCAGCCGCGGUGGCUCCGCCUGAGGUCCAGCCCAGCGCUCCGACGUGUCCAGCUCAGACUCCUUGCCCAGAUCCCAGGUUCAAACUGGUGUGCGAGUCGGACAAAGAGUGUUCACGGGGAUUUAAAUGCUGUCCCGACCGUUGCCUGUCGAUGAACGUCUGCAAGCAGGCCGUCAUUAACCCUCCAGAGGUGGUACAACCUCCAGGGUUGGUGCAACCCCCAGGCGUGGUACUACCUCCUUUCAAUCCCUAUGCCCCUUUUCAACCGCCUUAUGGUCCUGGACCAAUCAUUCCGCCACCGCCUGUAACCAAUAAAUGCAAUUACUACUGCCCGGGCACGCUUGACUGUUGCGACAAUAUUUCACGCAGUGGCUCAUGCCCAGCCAUGGCUCUCUGCUACUCAGCUCAGCAGUCGCAGGCUAUGUUAUCUCAGUUUACGCCCUGUUCCGUGGAUGAUCACUGCCAAGCGUCCCAUAAAUGCUGCCUCGACCUUUGUCUACAAAGGCAAAUCUGUCUUCCUGCUGUUGCCAGUCCCACUGAUCAUCCUGGGACGUGUCCAGCCGAGGACUGCCGCGCACCGCAGAGCAACAAGACACCGUGCACGAGUGACCGACAGUGCCAGCUGUUCCAGCGGUGCUGUGCCAGUAGCUGCACUCCCGGACGGUCCUUCUGUAUGGACUCUUAUGACGGCUUCAUUGAUCAAAACCCUGCACCGCCCGCACCCACGUGCAACAAGUACUGUCCUGGGAGCAACUACUGCUGUGAUGGAGAAAGCAAAAGUGGUUACUGUCCUUGGACGAAGCUCUGCCAGCCGCCUUUUACGGUCUCUCCUGUGUGCACUUCAGAUUACAACUGCGGCGAUGACGAGAAAUGUUGCCCCAAUUCCUGCACCAGAAACUCCGAGUGCAGCGCCAUCGUCCACUCACCUGAUGAUCACGUUGGCACUUGUCCGACCCUGCGAUGUACUGGUCUAGCUCCACCCAUCGGAAAACUGAACCAGUGCGAGAAGGACUCAGACUGCUUGCUUCACCACAAGUGCUGUAAGGAUUGUUCCAACAAUUAUGGCUGUGUCGACCCUUCUGGGAAUUCAAGUAGCACAUGCCGUAUUCUGUGCCCAGACAAAAGGACCUGUUGUGACAGCAUGCAGAAAAAUGGCUUCUGCCCUUCUAAGUCUCGUUGCUCAGCGGCGUCCACAGCUCCGUUCCGCCUGUGCAACGAAGACAACGAGUGCAGCGGGUCGAUGAAAUGCUGUCACGACAACUGCUUGGAUAGAAACAUCUGUCAAGCGCCUGCUUCUGAAGCAGAUGCUCACCCUGGCUCCUGCCCGGCUACACCAUGCGACCCCAGUACGGCACGCAAGUACAUUUGCCACACUGACGCCGACUGUUUCCUGGAGGAGCGCUGUUGUAUGAAUCUAAAUGGAUUUAAAGAAUGCCAGCUAACUACGUGCACAAGGAUCAGUCAGUCGCGAUACAUGGGCGCAGCCUCUUCUCCUCCUCAAUCGUCCGUUAUAUACACUCAGUCAUCUUCCUCCCAUUUGAGAAAUCCCUACGUAUAUCCGGGAAGUCCAGGACAAGCCUUAGCAAACCCAGGACAAGCCUUCGCAAACCCCGGACCAGCCUUCGCAAACCCCGGACCAGCCUUAGCAAACCCCGGACCAGCCUUAGCAAACCCAGGACAAACCUUAGUAAACCCAGGACCAGUCUUAGUAAACCCAGGACCAGAUUUAGCAAACCCAGGACCAGUCUUAGCAAAUCCAGGACCAACUUUAGUGAACCCGGGACCAGUCUUAGCAAACCCAGGACCAGCCUUAGCAAACUCUGGACCGCCCGUAUUGAACCCUCAACUACCACCGGGCGCGUACAAAUCUCUCCCAGCUCCAAACCUCGCACAACGACCUAAACCUUACCCGCCAUCAUCCCAAGGCUACAAGCCAUCCACGUCGCAGAAUGUAUCACCCGAGGCCUCUACUUCUCCUGACCGGUGCCAAUUUCUGUGUCCCGACAGCGAAAUUUGCUGCGAUGGAGUAUCAAAGCCAGGCUACUGCCCCUACAGCAACAAGUGUUUGGGCUACGUGCCGUCGCUAAUGAAAUGUCCCAAGGAGGACCACGCAUGCAAUGGAACAGAGAAGUGCUGCUGGAGCGAGUGUCGCAGGGAGUUCUACUGCACUCCAGCAGUCAACAACGUCAUCGAUCACCCUGGCGCCUGCCCUUCUGACUUCUGCAGCAGAGAUGCUGACUCAUCAGUGUGUCAAGAUGACAGAGACUGCAGACUGGACGAGAAGUGUUGCUUAGAUCCUUGCCAGCGAAGCAGGUUGUGCAAGCGAGCGCAACCGAGGAACGAAACCCAAAUAAUUAGCACACCUCCAUCCCACACGUGUUAUUUCUUCUGUCCAGGAACCCGGGAGUGCUGUGACGGCCUGGAGAAGCCGGGCUACUGUCCAAACACAAACUUCUGUCCAGAAUCCACUUCAAGUUUGCUCCAACUUCAGCAUAAGGAAUGUGCCGAGCGAUCAGACUUUGAGUGCGGCGCUGGCGAGAAGUGCUGCUGGGAUCCGUGCCUUCAGAAGCACCUUUGCCGCCGCAGUGCGAGCGAGCCUCACGAACAUGGCGGCGAUUGUCCAUCCGCCCCUAACGGAAAAUGGUGCUCCACCUCAGCUAGUGCCAGGGCAUGUGCGGAUGACGUCGACUGCGCGCUUGACUCAAAGUGUUGUGAAGACCAUUGCCUGCAGGCUACAGUCUGUACGGGCACGUCUCUGCCCGUGCAACGAUGUCGACGCUAUUGUCAGGGUUCAAAGGAAUGUUGCGACGGAGCUGUGAAGCCAGGCUUGUGCCCUGCAGUUGCGCUGUGUCCUCCCUCCUCCAGUACAACACUGCAGGUUUCCGACUGCACUGAAGACUACGACUGUACUGGAGCUCAGAAGUGCUGCUUGGACCCUUGUUCAGCUGCCAAGUCCUGCUCGUUGACGGUCAUCCGGCCUUUUGAACAUUUGGGGGAAUGCCCGAACAUUUCAUGCUCUUCACAAGCUGCUGUGGCGAGACGUUGCACCGCUGACAUCGACUGCUACACCCACGAGAAAUGUUGCUCUUCGUCGUGCCCUCCUGUGUCGGGACCCAAGCUUUGCUACCCAUCAAUAAAUCGACCAGACCUUGGCGAACCCUUUAUCCAUGGAGGGGGGGACGCGGGUAACCUGCCUGGCGCUGGAGGUUCUCACUCCACGGGGGGCUCGUCGGUUACUGACGGCACGCAGCCGACGAGAUGCCGGCGGCUGUGUCCAGGAUCCAAGACUGAGUGUUGUGACGACCAAGGUACGGAUGCUGGUUGCCCCAUCCAGACCACAGGCUGCACAGACGUCAUUUCCAACAAGGUUAAUGAUUGUGAUGUACAAAAUGACUGCUCACCUGGCGAGCAGUGCUGCUAUAUGACGUGUUUAAAGAAAAAAGUUUGCAUCAUAUCAUCAGUCGACACCGCUGCGCCGAAGACGGUUAACGUGAGCGUGGUAUUCACAUCGCUCUCCUUAACGCUAAGCAGAUUUGUAUCCGAUGAACUCCUGCCGCUGGUUGCGGGUGACCAGCAUUUCAACUUGGAGCUCGUCCCGUACACGGCGCACUUGAAGGGCGACUGCAGAUUUGUUCCCGAGGACUGCGAGGGGCACAAGUAUCUUGUUUGUGCCUACGAUGAAUUCCCUGAACUGCAUCUCAUUUUCACGAAUUGCUUCCUUAAACAACUGACCUCUGGGCUGCCACCAGCACCCGCUGCCACGAAGUGCUCGUCGGGGGUGCAGACCGUAGGGAACCGCUUGACAAGCUGCGUAAACGGAAGCAGGUCGGCGACUCUCAUAUCUCAGAGCCAGGGAAGACAACAGGAGCUUAUCAAGAACCGCAAACCCAGCCGCCUGCCUAAAGUCUUCGUCAACGGGAAUGCGGUUUCGCCUUGGCAGACUGCUGCUGAAGUGCAGGCGACAAGAUCACAGAACGAAUAAUUGAAAUUUGUCAACGAAAUCUUUCAAUUAAAUUAAUGCCUAACGCAGUGCAAAGAACGGUUUCACUUCUAAUAUGAACUUCGAACAUCACAAUUUAGCUUUAAUACUCUCAAAAUGGUAAUUGAACUUCCACCGCUGAACUUCAUCUCGUUUACUAUACGACUGACAGUGAAUAUAGACUCCGUUUCGGUGGAAGCUUGGCAGUAAGUUUACGUUGAUAAGGUUGCUCGGAUGAAAGAAAACAUAAUCUAAGGAUGGGAUUCCUGUUCAACAAAAUCAUUCAAAUAAAUAGGUAAACAA
Messenger RNA from Hyalella azteca, 5098 nucleotides. RefSeq lists its product as uncharacterized. The transcript has 41 exons. Gene Ontology annotation, molecular function: peptidase inhibitor activity. Gene Ontology annotation, cellular component: extracellular region. The coding region runs from base 227 to 4798 and encodes 1523 amino acids. Lineage: Eukaryota; Metazoa; Arthropoda; Malacostraca; Amphipoda; Hyalellidae. The record is from RefSeq and is a predicted model, not a curated record.